Molecule: messenger RNA, 933 nt
Organism: Rhopalosiphum maidis (corn leaf aphid)
Lineage: Eukaryota; Metazoa; Arthropoda; Insecta; Hemiptera; Aphididae
Exons: 4
Coding region: 1-933 (310 amino acids)
Source: RefSeq, a predicted model, not a curated record
AUGGAAUGGACCAAUGAUGAUGUAUUAGAGUUUUUGGAGUUGUAUGAAGCUCAACCAGCAAUUUGGAAUCCACGUCAUAUUGGUCAUAAAAAUAGAAAUAUAGUUCACGAUGCUUGGAAAGAAAUUGAAAGCAAGCUAAGUGUCAAAACUGAUGUUACUGAAAUUAAAAAAAAAAAAGAUUCGCUUAUGGCCACAUAUAGAAAACUUUCCAAUAAAGUCAAAGCUAGCAUGAGUACUGGUAGUGGUUCUAACGAAGUUUUCAAACCUGAUUGGUUUGCCUACAACUCAAUGACAUUUUUACGUGAUGUUUAUGAGGCGAAAAAAACCAUAUCAACGGGUCAAUUGGACAAUUCGGUAGAUGGUAGUGAAAUUACGGUAGAAGAUAGUCAAUUGCAGGACAGUUCUGAAAUGGAUGUACCUCAGAAUCUGAACAACAAUUUCAAAAGCCCAUCUAGUAAUUUCACUAAAAAAAGAAAAGUUGACGAUAAAGUAAAAAUAAUUGAAAACAGGAUGGACGAAGCAUUUUCGUUUUUAAAACAGAUAUCACUAACUCCGGCAAAAACUAAGUGUUCACUUUUUACCGACUUGUUAUGCGUAAAAUUACAAGCACUUAGUGAAGAAAAUCAAGAUAUCGCAAUGAUGGAGAUCGAUAAUAUUAUGUUUCGCCUCAAACAUUCUGUUAACCAAAUGGUGCAGCCAUCAUCUCAUUAUCAAUACCCAAGUACCAGUUUCCCGACAUAUUCGCCAUACUUAGCAAAUGAUAAUUAUUCAACCACAUCAUCAUCAUCAUCUGCAUCUUUUCAGCCACAACCAUCGCCCGACUACAUAUCAUCUAUGCCAUCUACUACAUAUUAUUGUGAUUUUCAGGAAUUUCAAAAUCCAUCACCAACACCAUCACAACAUAGCAAUGUAGGAGAACAAAAUUUGGAUUAA